AUGAACUUUGGAUCCCCUCUUCUUGAAUACAAAAUUAAUCACCGUCUGGAGCAACAACGAUACGCAGACGACUUGACCAUGAACGUCGAGACAGAGAUACUCCGACGUGACUGUGGUAGUACCAAGAAGGGUUCAUUCUCCUUCUCAUCGAACGAAUUUGUCGAACAUGAAUAUUCUCUGAACAAAGAGAAACUUUAUUAUUUGCUGAUAGUCAUAGAAGCUGGAAUCGAUAAGGAUAAUGAUGCUCAGAUUAUGAUCAACGACAUGAUUUUGUCCUUUUGUGAUCCGACAUGUGUGAAGAAUAAAAGUUUUAGAGGAGUUUGGACAGUAUUCUUACAAUGGAGCUCAAAAGAAUCUCUCCAGUGGGAGUUUAAUGUUGAUACGAAUAUAAAUGCAUUUUUCAUUUACAUAGAAGAAGAUCUUCAGUACAAAGAUUUGAUGAAGAUUGUCUCCGAAGAUUUUAGUAUUAAAGAGGAAGAAAUAAGUUUGAGUUAUGAGAUUUCGUUGGACUUGAAGAGUAUUGUUGAAGGUUUUCCCCCAAUCUCCAUAGGAAAUACUCACCAGCUCAAAAGUUUCAUCGGCAAGAUUAGAGCAUUUGAUGGAACAUGUCGGUUGUGUGUUAAGGUUUGUAUGAUUUUCUUCAACUAA
Molecule: messenger RNA, 648 nt
Organism: Brassica oleracea var. oleracea
Lineage: Eukaryota; Viridiplantae; Streptophyta; Magnoliopsida; Brassicales; Brassicaceae
Source: RefSeq, a predicted model, not a curated record